Ochotona curzoniae (black-lipped pika) is the source of this 1004-nucleotide messenger RNA. It is a transcript of the gene TLCD1, whose product is annotated as TLC domain containing 1. The transcript is spliced from 5 exons. The record is from RefSeq and is a predicted model, not a curated record. Gene Ontology annotation, biological process: plasma membrane organization; phospholipid homeostasis; membrane assembly. Gene Ontology annotation, cellular component: plasma membrane. The coding region runs from base 137 to 880 and encodes 247 amino acids. Lineage: Eukaryota; Metazoa; Chordata; Mammalia; Lagomorpha; Ochotonidae.
AGGCCUGGAGCAGAGGGAGUUAAUUCCAGGUCCCCCCACCGGCGCCGCCUGCCCCGCGGGAGCGCUAUAAAAGCUGGGCGAACAGCCCGAGGAAGCAGCCUAGAGGGCGGACAGACCGACGGCAGGGAGGACCAGCAUGUCCCUGCUGCUGCACCCCGCCCCGCCGCUGCUGCUGGGAGCCACGCUAACCUUCCGAGCGCUCCGGCGCGCGCUCUGUCGCCUGCCCCUGCCCGCUCACGUGCGCGCAGACCCCCUGCGCACCUGGCGCUGGCACAACCUGCUGGUCUCCUUCGCCCAUUCUAUUGUAUCGGGGAUCUGGGCGCUGCUGUGUGUAUGGCAGACUCCCGAGAUGCUGGUGGAAAUCGAGACAGCAUGGUCGCUCUCUGGCUAUCUGCUGGUCUGCUUCUCAGCAGGGUAUUUCAUCCAUGACACAGUGGACAUCGUGGUUGGUGGUCAGACCAGAGCUUCUUGGGAAUACCUCGUCCAUCAUGUCAUGGCCAUGGGCGCCUUCUUCUCGGGCAUCUUCUGGAGCAGCUUCGUUGGCGGGGGUGUCUUGACACUGCUGGUGGAGGUCAGCAACAUCUUCCUCACCAUUCGCAUGAUGAUGAAGAUCAGCAACGCACAGGACCACCCUUUCUACCGGAUCAACAAGUAUGUCAACUUGGUCAUGUACUUCCUCUUCCGCCUGGCCCCUCAGGCCUACCUCACAGGUUUCUUUCUACGCUAUGUUGGCCAGAGGACUCUGGGCACCUUCCUGUUGAGCAUCCUGCUCAUGCUGGAUGUGAUGAUCCUCAUUUACUUCUCACGCCUUCUGCGCUCAGACUUUUGCCCUGAGCGUGCACCCACGCGGCGCCAAAAAGACAAGUUCUUGACUGAAUGACCCAGAACCUAGGAGUUGUGUCAAGGGGCAGCAGCAACAACCUAGAACGGGACUCAGCCCCACAUCUGGGUGUCCUGGCCACCUUGAGCCUGCACCCACACGAUUGAAAACACUGAUGAAAGCA